This is a messenger RNA of Bombina bombina (fire-bellied toad), 847 nucleotides long. RefSeq names its product oligosaccharyltransferase complex non-catalytic subunit (gene OSTC). The record is from RefSeq and is a predicted model, not a curated record. The coding region runs from base 176 to 625 and encodes 149 amino acids. The transcript has 5 exons. Gene Ontology annotation, cellular component: oligosaccharyltransferase complex. Lineage: Eukaryota; Metazoa; Chordata; Amphibia; Anura; Bombinatoridae.
GCCACGUCAGGACAGUGUAGGUCCGGUUAGCUCAGUACUGAACGCCCCGUCUUAACGCGCUUCCGGAGGUAGGUGCCCUGAUCUGGACCGGUGGUGUACUGAGGAGUAAGUCGGUUACUGACAAAUUCAUAUGUGGCGAGAGACUGCUGAGUCAAUGACGCUGUGAGACUGCAGGAUGGAGAGCCUAUAUCGUGUACCGUUUACAGUUCUGGAAUGCCCCAAUCUAAAGCUGAAGAAGCCUUCUUGGCUACACAUGCCCUCAGCUAUGACUGUUUAUGCUAUGGUGGUGGUCUCCUACUUCCUGAUCACUGGAGGCAUAAUUUAUGAUGUGAUUGUGGAACCCCCCAGCGUUGGGUCAAUGACAGAUGAGCAUGGACACCAAAGACCAGUGGCAUUUCUUGCCUACAGAGUAAAUGGACAAUAUAUUAUGGAAGGUUUGGCUUCCAGCUUCCUGUUUACUAUGGGUGGUCUUGGAUUCAUUAUCUUAGAUCGAUCAAAUGCGCCAAACAUCCCAAAAUUAAAUAGGUUCCUGUUGCUUUUCAUCGGUUUUGUCUGUGUCCUCUUGAGCUUCUUCAUGGCCAGAGUGUUUAUGAGGAUGAAGCUGCCUGGAUACCUCAUGGGAUGAGCUCAUCACAGUUGUAAGACAGGAUUGAAGUUGUAAGCAGUAAUCACAGACUGGCACAUAAAGCCCAGCCGGUGGCCUAAAACCUCCUUCAGUAGUGAAGAACUGAAGAAUAAUUUCCUUUAAAGAAUGUUGCUCAUAGGCAGCAAAAUAUUUUUGUAAAUGUUUUUCACUGCUUAGGUGUAUCCAUAUCUGGUCCUAAAUAAUAAAAUACUUUUUUUGUUA